UUUAAUGAGAUGAUUGAUGAAUGGUUGUAGUCAUAGGCAUUUUUCGAUGCCUGUGAUUGUAAUUUUUUGCGAACGAAUACCUUUGCAAGCAUGAGAUCACGUGGUUACAGUCAGUUGCUGCAUGGUACUCUACCUAACCUAGUUGUGUUUAAAUAUGGAAGAAAAUUCGGCUAAACUCGCUAAAGAUCUCAAACCCAACAAAGAAGAAAAGGCAAAAAUGAAGAAGGAAAAAGCGAAAGCCGGUUCAGAGGCGGGCGACAAGUCUCCGGCUGCUGAAUUAAAACCUCCUCCUUCUUUUAUAGAAGAAAGGCUAAUUUUGUGGAACAAAUUUAAGGCCCAGUAUGACGCGGAAAUCAACAGCAAACCCGAGGGGUCUAUUAAAAUUACUUUGCCAGAUGGUAAAGUGGUGGAAGGUGUAGCAUGGAAAACCACUAUGUAUGAUGUGGCGAAAGGCAUCAGUCAGGGUUUGGCUGACAAUGCUGUAAUUUCCAAAGUAAAUAGUGUAUUGUGGGACUUGGACAGGCCAUUAGAAACCGAUUGUAAAGUAGAACUGCUAAAGUUUGAUGAUCCAGAAGCGCAAGCUGUUUUUUGGCAUUCAACAGCCCACAUUUUGGGAGAAGCACUAGAGAGAAUCUAUGGUGGCUGUUUAUGUUAUGGUCCACCAAUUGAAAAUGGGUUUUACUAUGAUAUGUGGCUCAAUGAAAGAGGAAUAUCGCAAACGGAUUUUCCACAUGUUGAAAGUCUAAUGAAAAACAUUGCCAAGGAGAAACAGCCAUUUGAACGAUUGGAAAUGAAGAAGGAAGACUUGUUAGAGAUGUUUAAGUACAAUCCGUUCAAAGUGAGAAUCUUGAAUGAAAAGGUCAACACACCCACCACAACUGUUUAUAGAUGUGGCCCGUUAAUCGAUCUUUGUAGGGGGCCCCAUGUGAGGCAUACUGGUAAAAUAAAAGCCUUAAAAGUAACCAAAAAUUCGUCCACUUACUGGGAAGGCAAAGCCGAUGCGGAAACGCUACAGCGCGUUUAUGGUAUCAGCUUUCCUGACAAUAAGCAACUGAAAGAGUGGGAGAAGUUCCAAGAGGAGGCUGCCAAAAGGGAUCACCGAAAAAUCGGAAAGGAGCAAGAGUUAUUCUUUUUCCACGAACUGUCCCCGGGCUCAUGCUUCUUCCAGCCAAGAGGUGCCCACAUUUACAACUCUCUGGUGGAUCUUAUAAGAAAAGAGUACCGGAAACGGGGAUUCCAAGAGGUUGUUACUCCCAACAUUUACAACUCCAAGUUGUGGCAAACCUCGGGGCAUUGGGCCCACUAUGCGGACAAUAUGUUCUCCUUUGACGUGGAAAAGGAUAAAUUCGCGCUGAAACCCAUGAACUGCCCAGGCCAUUGUUUAAUUUUUGACAACCGCAUCCGGUCGUGGCGCGAGCUGCCCCUCCGGCUUGCCGAUUUUGGGGUGUUGCACCGGAACGAGCUGUCUGGCGCGCUGACUGGUCUAACCAGAGUGCGCCGCUUCCAGCAGGACGACGCGCACAUCUUUUGCGCGCCCGAACAGAUCAAGGACGAGAUGAAGGGCGCCCUCGACUUUCUCAAACACAUUUACUCCAUCUUCGGUUUCACGUUCGACCUGGUGCUGAGCACGAGGCCGGACAAGUACCUCGGUGAGGUUGAAAUGUGGAACGAAGCCGAAAAGGCGCUUAGCGAAAGUCUCGACGAUUUCGGGCAGCCGUGGAAGGAGAAUCCGGGCGACGGUGCGUUCUACGGACCCAAAAUCGACAUCACCAUCAAGGACGCGUUGCGCCGAUCGUUUCAGUGCGCCACCAUCCAGCUAGAUUUUCAGCUGCCCAUCCGAUUCAACUUAUCGUUCGUUUCGGAGAGCGGGGAGAAGAGGCGGCCCGUCAUCAUUCACCGGGCCAUUCUAGGCUCAGUCGAACGCAUGAUAGCCAUCUUGACAGAGUCCUACGGCGGAAAGUGGCCGUUCUGGCUGUCGCCGAGGCAAGUGAUGGUCGUGCCGGUAGGCCCCAACUAUGACCAAUAUGCGGAGGAGGUGCGGGUGCAGCUUCACGAUGCCGGCUUUAUGGCCGAGGUGGACACAGACGCGGGAGAUACCCUCAACAAAAAAAUUCGCAACGGCCAAUUAGCGCAGUUUAAUUUUAUUUUGGUGGUUGGCGAAAAGGAACGGUCCAGCGGAACAGUGAACGUGCGCACGCGUGAUAAUGCGGUGCGUGGCGAGAUGUCGGUUGCCGACCUGAUAGCCAAGCUCGGACUGCUGCGCGACAAUUACGAAACAGGCGACGAUAAAUUUUAAACACAUUUAUCUCUACUACGUUUAAGUUAACGUAAUUUAUGGAUCCAUUUUUAUUUUAAAGUUAAUAAAAGACUAUCGAGACGGCAA
Molecule: messenger RNA, 2383 nt
Organism: Cylas formicarius (sweet potato weevil)
Lineage: Eukaryota; Metazoa; Arthropoda; Insecta; Coleoptera; Brentidae
Product: threonine--tRNA ligase 1, cytoplasmic
Exons: 11
Coding region: 155-2296 (713 amino acids)
Biological process (GO): threonyl-tRNA aminoacylation
Cellular component (GO): cytoplasm
Molecular function (GO): threonine-tRNA ligase activity; ATP binding
Source: RefSeq, a predicted model, not a curated record